UAAGACUACAGUUAUCGUUCUUGACCCGGGAAAUAAGCAAACAGAAAAUCGCAAGUCUGUCAACAUGAUCAGUGAGAGCGAUGAAGACGAUGUUGCUGUAACAGAGAAGUAUGUGAAAAAUAAUGACACCUUAAAGAAAUAUGGAUGGGCAGAUUUGCCUUUAAGACAAUACCAGUUGUCAGGAGUAAACUGGCUGAUCAAUUGUACAAAGAAGGGACAUGGAGCAAUACUUGGAGAUGAAAUGGGCUUGGGGAAAACGUGUCAGACAAUAGCUUUCCUAAGUUAUUUAAAGAAACCAAAUCAGCAAAGUGUGGUUGUCUGUCCAAGAUCAGUGUUAGAAAACUGGGCCGAAGAGUUUAAAAGGUUUUCACCAACUAUGAAGAUACAAAUGUACAUUGGAGAUAAAGACAAACGAUCAGAACUGGCAACCAAAAUCAAGCAUGAUCUGAAAAAGGGGAGACAACCAUUUGAUGUUCUUCUCACCACAUAUGAGCUAUGCCUGAAGGAUGAUGCUUUCCUGUCUUCUGUGCCAUGGUGUGUUAUUGUUGUGGACGAGGCCCAUCGUCUGAAGAACAGUGAAUCUCUACUUUAUCAGACUCUCUCUGAUUGGAACAUAGAUUACAGAGUGUUGUUAACUGGGACCCCAGUACAGAACAAUCUGGAUGAGCUGUACUCCUUACUCAGCUUUGCUGCUCCAAGAAUGUUCCGACUCUCAGGGCGCGAAAAAUUUGUCAACAAGUACAAAGAUGUUGCCAAAAAUAAAGGAACAUCAGAACUCCAUGAGGUCCUAAAGCCUUACCUCCUACGUAGGACCAAGGAGGCAGUCCUUAAAGACCUUCCCAGGAAGUCAGAAAUUGUGAUGUAUCAUGGGAUAUCCAAAGUCCAAAAGAAACUCUAUAAAGCCAUCUUAACUAAAGAUACAAGUGUUUUCACAGACACAAACAGACCAGGGGGAGGUUCUCCCAGACUCAUGAAUAUUCUAAUGCAGCUCAGAAAAUGUGUCAAUCAUCCAUACCUCUUUGAUGGCGUUGAACCAGAGCCCUUUGAGCUGGGAGAACACCUGGUUGAGGCCAGCGGUAAGCUGGUUCUUAUUGACCGGUUACUGAAGUACCUACAGACCACUGGACACAAGGUCCUGCUCUUCUCUCAGAUGACCCACAUGCUGGACAUUAUACAGGAUUACCUGGGAUACAGGGAGUACAGUUAUGAACGUCUGGAUGGAUCGGUUCGAGGGGAGGAGAGGUUCCUUGCUGUUCAGAACUUUAAUAAGAACACAGAGACAUUUGUAUUUCUGUUGAGUACCAAGGCUGGGGGACAGGGGCUGAAUCUGGUGGCGGCUGACACCGUCAUUUUUGUGGACAGUGACUUCAAUCCUCAGAAUGACCUUCAGGCUGCUGCCCGGGCUCACAGGAUUGGACAGACAAGGCCAGUGAAGAUUAUACGGUUAGUUGGCAGACACACUGUGGAGGAGAUAAUCCUAAAGCGAGCGGAGGACAAACUGAAGCUGACAGAGAAAGUGAUAGAGGAGGGGGAGUUCUCCCUGGGGCUCAAUAAACAGUCCCUCAUCUCUGAUGAACAUGUGCCACUACAAGACAUUCUGAAGUAUGGUGUAGAUAAUCUGUUGAAUGAAGAUGACUCUGAUGACAUUGACAUUGACUUCACCAAAAUCCUCGGUCCGUCUGUCAAUGGUGAAUGGCAGUUAGAGGAGGAGCCAUUAGUCAGUGACGAACAAGAGAAGGAUCAGGAGUUAGAGGAGGGUCCGUCCAGUAUGUAUGAGUUUGAGGGGGUGGAUUAUACCAAGGAACCCUCAGCAGCUGACAUAAAGGCCUUUGAAGACCUUCUUUCAACUGAACAGCUGAUAACGGAGGAGGAAUUUUCAGGUGAGAGGUCACUGAGGAGAAAACAAUCUGUUCUACUUAGUCCACUAAUGGAGACACCCAGUUCCAGAAAACCCAAGAAACCACUCACCCAGGAGGAGAUUGAUGAGAGAAACAGAAAGAGAAAGGAGACAAUGGAGAGGAAAGCUAAGGAGGCAGAGGAACGAGCCAAGAAGAGGGUUGAACAGCAGAGGAAAAAACUUGAAGAACUCUGGAAAAGCAACAGUUAUGUGUGUAGCUGUGUGAGGUUUGACAGUGAGGAUGAGGACACUGAAGAAGAAGAAGAUUCAGGACUUGGACUGGGUGAGGAGGAGGAGGAAGGGGGACAGAAGAGUCACGCCAUACACUACGUCAGCGGGGACGUCACUCACCCCAUCAAAACCAGGAACAGUGUCAAUCUCAUCAUUCACUGUGCAGAUGAUUCUGGCUGGUGGGGUAAGGGUGGAGUGUUUACAGCGAUCUCCAAACGAAGUCACUCUGUGGAGGAACAGUACGAACUGGCAGCUAAAAUGAAAGACAUACAUGUAGGAGAUUGUCACCUUAUUUCUAUGGAGGAGGAAGAUAAGUCAGGAGAGGUGGAAGACUGGAUGUGUCUUCUCAUAGCCCAGCACAGGGACAAGAAGAAUAAUACUUUAUCAGGGAUCAAGUUAUCUGCCUUAAACGAGGGACUCAAAAUGGUGUAUAAGUUGGCAAAAGUUCGGAAAGCUAGUGUUCAUCUGCCGAGAAUCGGCCAUGACACCCCGGGAUUUAACUGGUAUGGUACAGAGAGAUUAAUCAGGAAGCACCUGGCAGCCAGGGGAAUCCCCACUUAUAUCUAUUAUUAUCCAAGAAAACAGAAGGGGAUGAAGAGAAAAAAUGAUGAUUCUCACAACACAAAAUCCCGUAAGUCUCUGUCUAAGAAGAAGAUGAGUCCCAGUACCAAUGCCAUGAAUGGUGGCUCCAGCAGUAAACUGCCUGAUUUAUUUACGGGAAUGUGUAUUUACUUCCAUCCCUCAAACUUCAGUUCAGACAAGCUGAAGCAGUACAGGAGACAGAUCAUUGCUUAUGAUGGUGAUGUUGUCAAGGAAUUUUCCUCUGAUGUCACCCGUGUCAUAGCUGAUUCUAACUGUGAUCAGACGGCAGCUUCAUGGUUGAAAUCUAAUGUGUCAUGCCCGGUGGUGACACCUGAUUGGCUAGAUUGCUGUCUACGAAAGAGGAAGAUUGUUCCCACCCAGUCCUACAUACACCCCUCCUGUGAUGGAAGCUGACACAAUAAAGUUUUAGUUUAGAGAAUGAAGAUCCUCCUCAACAUCUCUUCUUGAUGUUUCCUGGUCAUAUACCAAGGAUGACAGUAGUGGACUGCUAGUCUUAUUAGUGCUUUGAGAUUAGUUGUACUAACAUUUUAAAAUUCAGAUCUGUGAUAUUAGUGUUAGAGUAUUUUUAAAUGUUCACCUAAACCAUAGGCUCAGUUUAAUGUUUUUUGAUCCAAAUUUGUCCAUCAUCUAUCUUUUUGUUAACUAUAUGUAUUUAUUCAAAUAUUUAACUUCUGUACACUGGGAUAGUUUUACACAAAACAUAAAAGCUAUAGAUGAGGGGUUUGUCUACCCUUUGGAGCUUUGAUCUGACGAUAAUAUGAGAACAAAUUAAGCGAAAUAAAUACAGGCAGAUAUAUCAAUUCUUUCAAAAUUUCAUUAUCAGUAAAGCAAGUUUAUAAUUGCCUACUGGGUAUUUAUAUUAAUAAUUGCAAAAUCUAAAUUUAGUGACAGAUAGUUUAGAUGACUAGUUCCUAAUUUAUACAAAUCAUGGUUUAAAGUUCUGUCCAUAAAAAGAGGUAAUUUAUUUUGAACAUCUACCGGUAUAUACACUGUAGAUGCCAACAAGAGAAACAAGGCUACAAUUUCAUAUCAGAUUUAAAGACUCAAUAAUAGAAUAUUAGUUUGAUAUGUUAAAAGGGUUACUUUUAUUACUAUAUAUUCAUUUGUCAUGAAGAGAAAAAUGAUUCAGGUGGGCAGUGUAGACUAUGGGCCUCUUGUUUAAGGGUAUAUGUUUUAUCGACUUGAUGUCUCUUGUUUUUUGUGAGACUUGUUAAAUAUCAGUUAUCAGGGUAAUACUGUUCUCAAAAUAAAAUGUGUGACUACAAUCUGACACACUUGAGUUUAUAUUUG
Messenger RNA from Saccostrea cuccullata (small rock oyster), 4021 nucleotides. RefSeq names its product chromodomain-helicase-DNA-binding protein 1-like. The transcript is spliced from 24 exons. The coding region runs from base 65 to 3124 and encodes 1019 amino acids. Gene Ontology annotation, biological process: DNA repair; chromatin remodeling. The record is from RefSeq and is a predicted model, not a curated record. NCBI's taxonomy places the organism in Eukaryota, Metazoa, Mollusca, Bivalvia, Ostreida, Ostreidae. Gene Ontology annotation, molecular function: DNA helicase activity; ATP-dependent chromatin remodeler activity; ATP binding.